Messenger RNA from Pocillopora meandrina, 16100 nucleotides. The record is from the annotation of a GenBank genome assembly. NCBI's taxonomy places the organism in Eukaryota, Metazoa, Cnidaria, Anthozoa, Scleractinia, Pocilloporidae.
AUGGCCGUUAGUAAUGAAUCAGCGAACAGCGACAAGGCUUCGCCGUCGCUGCUUUUAUACGGCAAACAAUUGUCUCCAGAAUGGAAAGCGAUUUCGACAACGGGUCAAAGGAUAUAUUUUGUCAAGUAAGUAUUCACAUAGACUGAUUUUAGAAUUCUGUAGUUGGGCAGAACUUUCUGGAAGCGAAAAAGUUAACGAGCUAUUUCUAAAGAAUCUAAUCACACGACCAGGUAUAAUCACAUUUUCCGAUUUCUUAUUUCAAUUAUAUUUACAGCAAUACUUAGUUUCGUUAAGAAAAUUACAAGGCGUAGCGAAUUUUUUUUUUCUGUGAGCGACAGAUAGUAUACAUUUGAUGGUUCCGUUGGUUAUUUUUAAUUUUAUACGCAUGUAUUCCUCGCUGAUAAUUCGUGCUCGAGAUUUACAUUACAACUUCGCUCCAUGUAAAUAGAUCACUUGUACUCUUAAGUCUUAACUUAAGCGCCUGUGUUUAUUGAAUAGAUACGACCCUUAGAUACACCGAAAUACUCUUCCAUAUCGAUGUUUGUCCGCUUAUUCACAUCUACUUCAACACACAGGAGUAAAAUUUAUAAUACAUGCGCUGACAACAAAUGGUUAAUUUUGAUUUGAUUCCAUUUUUACAGUCAGCGCACUCGAUCAUCGCACUGGUUUCCACCACCAGAAUUUUGGACGAGUAAACUUGGCCUUCCCUACGGUUGGGAAGCGGCUCUGGAUGACCACGACAGGAAAUACUAUAUAAAGUACGUAACCAAACCGUGAGAUGGUUAACUUAAACUUUUGUAUCUUUGAUUUAAACCACCCCGUUCGCAUCAUAUUUGCGGGGAAACGACAGGUGUAUUUAUAUUUGGGUAAACAUUGCGAGACAGAGUUUAUUGCAUUUGCCGCGUGAACGAAUAUAUAAUAGUCUUUGUUAUUUUGAACCGGUCUUCGCGUAGCUUUAAAUCGCAUUAACUUUUGAGCGAUAUGCAAGUGAUUUUAUAUUGUGUCGCGGUAAUUAAUCCAGGGUAAUCUUUAAGGAAAAUGCUAACUUCGAAUUAUCUUGCACGAACAGUGGAUUGGAACUCUGAGCCAAGUUCGAAUCUCCGAUCGAUGCGAUAAUACAUUAGAUUAUGUAAACUUCAGACACAGGCGCCAGAUUUCAUUUAGUUCCGAUAAAUAUUGUUUGAUGAGGCUACGAAUGUAAAUGUAGUUAUAUUGCAUUACUUUAAAGCGAGACGCAGUCAUCCGUGGAACACUGCCUCGGUUUCUAAUAUUAACAGAGACGAUUAUUGCUUUUGCGGUAAAACCGAAAGAAGUGAAUUUUACUUGUUUCCUCUCUGGUUUUUUUUGUAUUUAUUUUUUUGAAGAGGGGGGUGGGCUAGGGGAAUGGAAGCAGUAUUAUGAAGUGGGCUAUACAGGUCUCAUGAUCAAUGGGGAAGGGGAGGGUAGGUAAUUAUCAGAAAUAUGAUAAAUUGGCUAAAAGUGACUUAAAUUGACAGCAAUAGCAGGCAGCAGCUUGUACUGCUGAGUAAAAAAUCCACAAAAAAUUUUUUUUUCAAAUUUGAUAGCCUCUGACUCUUUUCAGAUUAUGCAGCUGUAGUAAUGAUGAUAGUAAUGGUAGUAACAAUGACAGCGAUGAAAUGAAAUACAAAGAAAAAAAAAGGAAAGAACAAAUUCCAUUAAAACGUGUGUAUUUUUCAUGGUGGUGUAAGAAAGGAGAUGAACUUUGUCCAUUUGUCUCACGAAAGAGUCACUUUUCGAUGUUGAUUGCGAUGUUUCAACUUAUGAGGACCUUUAAGGACUUAUGAGGACCUAUGACGGAACACCAUCGAACAACAGGAAUAAUGACAAGCUUGAAAUGCAACAAUAAUAGCGUACCAACGUGCUACAAAUAGCAACAUGUAAACAAUCAACCUCAUCGUUUGGUGAAGACUAGCAGUAUUGCAGUCAAAAUGUUGCGAUCAACAUCGAAGAGUGACUCUAUAGUGAGAACAACAAAGAAAUUUCAUCUCCUAACAAAAUUUAACAAGUAAUUUGUGUUUUUUUAUCAGUCAUGUGACAAGGGCAACAACUAGAGAAGACCCAAGAUCAGAGGCUGAUCAGGCAACUCAUGUUAAGAUGGUGAAUAUUUCUUCAUGCUUAAAUUUAAUCUAAACACAGUGUAAGAGCACUGUGUAAUUGCACAUGUAAGUGGGGGUGUGUUCAUUUUGUUAAAUUCAAAGGAGCAAGGAUGAUUGUCACUAAGGCAAAUAACAUCAAAAUGUCUCAUUUUCUAUAAUUACAAUUGAACGUGGGUUGAAUUUAAGAUCUCCAAAUUUUUUGAGUCCAGAGUUGCUCAAGAACAUUUUAAAAGCAGGGAACCACAAUGAUCUUAAAAUUAGAUUCCUGAAAUUUUUGUAAAUGUUUGAUUUUAUGUGAUCAAAGACAAGCCCCAUGAUAAUUACAGAAUAAUUUCACUCAAAACUUGCACCUUAGGUUUAAUAAUAUCAUGAUGUGUCUUCAAGGGUAAACCUGAAGGGUCUAGGAUGCUUAUACUAUAUAAUAUGCAGGUGCAAUUAAAUGUGUUAUUUUGUGUUUUGAUCAGACACUGCCUCAAGCUAGGAGAAUUGAGCUUGUGAGAGAUGCUAAAAUAGGUACAAUAAACUAAUUCAUGUUGCUUUAACAUUAUAGUGAGGGAUAAUUUGCUAUCAUGUGUGAUUUAAUUUGAUGGGGGGGGGGAGGGCAGUCAGAGGAAUGUGCAAGUAUAAAUCGAGUGCUUCCUCUAGGGCUGUUUUGUUAAGUUGUUCUUCAAAUCUGGUUGGUGAUUUUUGACUAGUUAAUCCCCUGAUUCCUUUCCAGAGUUAAGGCAGGGAGAAGGGAGUUGGGGGGGUGGUGGAGGGGGGGGGGUUGGGGUUAAGUUCCUAGGGUAGAGGCUCUUCCAAAAAUGUGAGAAGUGCUUGUUUGAUAUUAUGGCCCAGAGGUAGGAGGUGCUCAUUGAAGCACAAGUGUUUUUUCAAGGAGAUACAGCAUAUUGCAGGUAAUUUAGUGUUAACGCUCGAAAUGUCAGCUUUUUUACCCUUUACGGUGGCUAAUUUACAUUUUCAACUCAGUUGUUAACACUAAAUUACCUGCUAUACUCUGAUAAUUAAGUGAUUCAAUUUUAAUUUUUAGUAUUUUCUAGUUUGAAUACAUUAUGUGCAUUCUGGCCAUUAUUUUAGAAGUUAGAUUAAUCUAAAAUGAUUGUUUUGAUAUCUACAAGUCUUCUAGAAACAAUAGAACUGUACUCAGUUGGGUUAUGGCAAGGGAUAUUUUUGUCAAUCAUAAGUAAUAUUAGUAUCAAAUAUUUGUAUUAAAACUAAGAGAAAACAGCCCUCAACCUAGCAGUUAGAUUUGUUAUCAAGGGUGAUUGAAUUGUAGUACGUAGUACAAGCUAUUCACACAUUGUAGCUGUUAAAAGUUUGAGUCACAGCAAAGAAACUGUUUUGCUUAACCCUUUAACUCCUUGAAGUGAUUAACAAGUAACUUCUUCCUUUGGUAUCUAAACAUUAUCCAGCAAAAAGGUCAUGAGGAUAUUCAAACUUAUCAGAUUGAAGUUGUUAUCUCGAUCUGACACCAAACUCUCGUAACUUAUUUACAAGGAAAUGUUUAGAAGAUGGAGGGGCGAAUUGACAAUCAGAUCUUGGGAGUUAAAGGAUUAAUUGAAAGAUCGUGAAGAAAGCUAUGUCUCUUUCAUUCUUCAGGGUUUGGUUUUGUUGCUGGGAGUGAAAAGCCGGUCGUUAUACGCUCCGUUAUACCAAGUAAGUCAUGUUUUCCUUAUCGGUAUGUAGCCACUUAUUUCUUACUCUCGGAAGACUGGGUAGAGAGGCAUUGUGAGAGUGAGGUACUUUGUUCAGGAACACACCACGGAGACCCAGUCAUCUUUUGUACCGGGCCACUGCGUCUCAUCCUUCUGUAGAUGCUUAGCCAAGCUAAUGCUUUUUAAGGUUCACUUGAUAGCCUAAAGACUAAGCAACGCAGAUUGGUUAGACAUUGCGCGGGUAGCUCCACGGUUGCCAAUCUAAAAUUAUCAAGAUUUCACCAAAUCCUGUUUAAAUGAAUCCAGAACUAGAAUGGUGCAUGUUCCAUCGCGAUGUGAAUGGUGCUUGAUGGACGCUUGGAGUGUCCAAUUUUUAACAGAGUGUACUCAUAUUCUGGUCAAAAUAUUCUUAAGCACUCUGUUAACCCUUUGAAUCGCAAUUAACAUCUCCUUACAAUAAUCAAUUGUUAAGGUCACACAAAUAAAGGAAAUGAUUACAAACUAGAGAAGUUCUUGAUUGUUGAACAAAUUCUCCUUGUCAGCACCUUAGGAAAUGUAUAAGGAACUGUAUGGAGAAUAUGCAUACUGAUGUUAGGGUGUGAAAGGUUAAUGCUUUGAUGGCUGAUUUUGAUUUCCCAUUCUUUCAGAUGGCCCAUCCCACGACAAGCUUUUUGCCAAUGAUCAGAUUCUGAAGGUGAAUGGGAAAGACGUCAGAUCCGCUGCUCAAGCUGAUGUCAUCAGUCUUAUAAAGUAAGCUAUGCUAGCUUGUUUAUGAUGAGGAGGUGUUCUCAAACUUUUGUCUCGGAGGUGAAAUAAAGUAAUUAGAGAGACCACAGUUUAGUGAUGGCUCGGUCUAUUUGUUAGCUUGUCGUUAUGGAUGAAUAUUUUCUUUUAUCGGGCAAAGCUCUGCACAACAGCAACAAGUUGCCUUGGUCGCCCGAGCAUAUUUGGGUUUUCACUGAACGGAAGAACUACGAGUAUUUCGGAAAGUAGUGCAUGUACUCCCACUUGAUGCGAGACAUUGUCUAUUUUCCGCCUUUCCCCUGAAUAAUUCGCAGAUUUACCUGACAGUGUGUCAAUACUUUAUCACAAUCCUAUUUGGAGAGAGUUGCUGUGAGAGUCGUCUUACGUAUGUAAUAGUAGAAAAUGAUGAAGCCAACAGGAGCUCGCUCUAUAAAGCGUUUGGGCUUUUGUACCAGCGUCUACUUAAGUUUCGCCUUUAGGCUCCCGUGUGUCCCGAAAAUGAACCCCUUAAAUGCGUAUUGCAAGCAAACAGGAUAAAUGUUGGUGUCAUUCCAAGUUCCCGUUUUUGCACAUUUUGCAUUAAAAAUUAUAACAUCAGCUGAAGAUAUAGUUUUACGCUGUAAAACUGAGAGUACUUGUAAGGUUUUGGUGAUUACAUAUCUUGUUUGUGCAGAAGUGCGACUGAUCGCAUUGAAAUCGAAGUGGUGGCGAGUGAAGAUGUACAGGAUACCAAAAACCAGGUUUGUACGACUGAAGUAAAGAGGUAAAAGUAGAGUCUGUACUCGAGCCAAGCUACCCAUCCAGCUGGACCUUUUUCCGUUUUCCGUAGCAUGAAGCGAUAAGGAGUAUUACUACUCUACCUGGGAUGAGAUACUAUUCAAUCGCAAGGUUACCCGGCUUACUCCCAGGUGUAUUUCAUCAGGCUUCCUUGUCAAUUCACCGGUACCCAUUUAUACUACUGGGUGAGGGGAGGCUCCGUGAUGGAAGAGUAUUUCGCCUAAGAACAGAGCACAUCAACGCAGCCAGGUCUGGAGCCCAGACCUUUCGAUCCAGAGUCCAGUACACAAACCAUUAGGCCACAGUGUUUACUCGUUAUUUCCUAAUGUCUCAUCGUCAAAAUUGGUAAUCAAACCCAUGUUUGAAGCUGAAAAUGUCUGUGAACUCUAUAGUUUGUGAUGCAAAUCAAUUUUUAAACCUGUCUUCUUUAACUGCGCAGUUUGUUUUUUCAAAAUUGGCCAUUAAACCCAUGUUUGAAGCUGAAAAUGUCCGUGAACUCUAUAGUUUGUGAUGCAAAUUAAUUUUUAGAUCUGUCUUCUUUAACUGCGCAGUUUGUUUUUUAGCUAUUCAAGGUAACGCGAAAGUCUCGCGAAUUAAUUUAUAGCCUUCCUCUAUUUCUCAGCACAAUCGAAAGUCUUCACUCAUGAGUCGAACUACAAGAGAACGCCGUCGGUCAACUCCAGUCUCCGUACGUUUUGCGGAUGAGCCCGCGUUGGUGCAGGUCAUUGGUCCGAUGGAGCCAAUUCGAAGGGUGAGUUAAAUUCGUAUAGUUAAAAAAUUUAUUACAUUUUUAAAUUUUUUCCGUUCCAAAUUUCUUUAAAUUUUCUCUAAAAUUAUUGGGACAGUUAUAGUAAUUUUUUCCCGUUGAUGCACUUUGUAGGAUAUAUUGAAGGCCUUGUCGACAAUUUAGAAGUAUUUAGGAUGAAAGAGAAAACAAAAUCGUUAAGUAACUAGUUAACAUAAUUAUGCUUCUUUUUCGAAGCGAAAAUUAAAGAAGCCGUAUGCUUAAUUGCGUGAUCUGUGGUAAAGUUUCGCAAUAUUGUUGGAUAAGAGUUUUAGGUACUGACAAUUUUCUGAGCGAUUGAGCCAAUUGAGCCUGUAGAAAAAGUGACAGGUCAUUGUUCAUAGCCUGGGUGACUUGAGUUCAUUGUCUCAAGCCCCACAAGUUUCUACUCGUGGUUUCCUUAUUUUAGCCUCUUUUUUUUUGAUAGUCUUCAGUGCCACUCAUCCCGAAUGUGCUGAAAGUCUUCUUAGAAAAUGGCCAGACACGUUCCUUCCGUUACGACUCCGAUACAACUGUCGAGGUGGGUCUUCACAGCAACUUGAGACAAGUUUUUACAACCUUUAUUGGACUUGUAGCAACUUGAGAUAUAUAUUUUUUACAAUCUCCAUUGGACUCGCACAGCUAUCUUCAGCUCUUAAUGAUCUUUAAGUGGAAGUCUACGUUCUUACUUUCUACCUCUCUGGUCUUGCACGUGUAAGUCGGUAAUGUUUUUUUGUGGAGUUAUUGUAUCUAUGGUAUCUCCUAUAUUCAGAUUAGAAAUACUCCCUCUCGUUUAUGGGUGAUCUGUAUAGAAAACUCUUCGUCCUCCUAGCACGAAGUGUUAUAUGAUCUUAGUCUUAAAAGGGGAAAUUUCAGGCCUCAGUGGUUUUAAAGUUGCUUGUUUGUUCUCAUGCAGGAAAUAUUUAGCUCAUUUAGCUCAAAGCUCGAUAUAAAGUCAAUGGAACACUUCAGUUUGAUUCUCAGUGGCCCCAAGAAAGGACAAGUUUCGUACAUACAAAACUACGAGAAGAUCUCAGAGGUAAUGAAAAUUUUAUUGAAGUGAAUAUUUUACUUAUAAUUUCACUGCGUCAACAAGCCACGCGGACCAACUUUUUUCCGUGAAAUUCGACAACUCACAUUAUUUUUAGUGUAUUUUUUUUUUAUAUUUGGAUCAAGUGUACAUAUAGCGACAUAUAGCGUCUCAUGAAACCUAGAAUUUACUUCGUGUUGCAAAUUUAAUUUUGUUCUCUAACUAUUUUCCUUCAACAGAUUUAUACUAAUCGCAACUGCAGCAGUGUCAACUGCAUAUGCAAGCUUGUCAUCGCGUGAGUACAGAUUUGUACGUAUAUUCCAUUUUCACUGACAAACCCAACUUUUCAUAUGCAAGUAAUCUAUCGAACGGGACGCGUUUUGUAUUUUUGGUUUUGCUUAAUUUUUUUGUUUUCUAAAGGUACUUUUGUGGAUAUGCACUUGCAUGUAAGUACGUUACCAAUGUACCCAGAGGGACAGAGCAGUAAGACUUAUCGUGUGUGUAAUUUUUUUAAACAGAUUUGUUCCUAAAGAUAACGACGAACUACUGUCAGAAGAUCCAAACACCUUCGAAUAUCUUUAUGCCCAGGUGAGCUAUUUUGAGUUCAAGGCUUUAAAUGAUAAAGGAAGGGUAAAGACUUAAUUUAAUCUCAAAAGAACCUCGGAAAACUUACGACUUUUAAUCGCUACCAUUUCAAUUGCAUACGAAGAUUUAAUACUUUUAGCGUUUUAAGACUACAAAGAGUGAGACUGGUCCCAAAAUGUUUCCACUGGGGCCAUCUUGCAGGCCUUUGGGGCCGACUAUGUAACGAUUACCUGUAUCGUACCCCUAGGUAAGCAACAGAGUUGUAGAGGGUUUCUACGGCUUGGAUCUGAAGUACGACAUGGCCAUAAAACUGGCGGCGCUGCAAAUCCAACAGAAAGCAAUGGAAGCUGCCGCAGGAAGACCGAUGAAAAUAUCCGUUCGUCAGGUGGAAAAAGAAUUCGGUGGACUUGAGAAGUUCGUCGCGUCAGAUUUGUUAAACAAUAUGAAGGAAAAAGAAUUGCGAAAAACUCUUGAUCAGCAGAUCAAGCAGAACGAGACCCUUGCUUCACCAGGAGAGAGAUAUAUGAGCUCGCUGCAGUGCAAAUUACAUUAUCUCAACCUCGCAGUUGAAAUGUUUUCCUAUGGCGGGAGAUACUUUGAUGCUAAGCUCCUUGAUAAUGAGAACGAUGGACCCAGUCUAAAAAAGGUUUGUUGAAAGCUGUCGUUCAAUUCAGGUUAAAAGCUAGAAUGGUAAUAUGUGAUAAUUCGAUAACAGUUACCCUUUACGGUAUGAGUAUUAUUAUUCUAUCGCUCUUGUAGGUACAUUAAAUGCUCGUAAGAGCGAUAGAAACACGGCAACUUUCUGGUGCCUAUUCGUCGCAUCUGUUGCACGGUUGCAUUUUACAUUCCACCUCGUGUUGUAUGUGUUGUAAUAGCAAUCCCCAUUCUUGCUCAGGAUGAUUGUGUUUUCGAUUUACUCAAUAAAACGACGUGAAAGAAGGUCGCAAGAUCGUUUAGUGAAAACCAAGAUCCUAAAAGGAAAGAUUGCUGUGCAUGUUUUAGGUUUUGAUGUGUUUACAACUUUGCGUUGCAAAGUCAGUGCAUAAACAACAAGAGCUUUAAUCGAUAUCAAUUUUUUUGUCAUUGACUUUGUCGACGCAGGAUUUGUAGCUGAGGUAAUGCUUUUUGUCGGUUGAAAAGAAUGUAUAAGUUUGGGAGAAUUUUUAACAUACUUUAAUCGAUGUUCUUAUGCCAUUAAUUUAAGGCCAAGAAGCAACAUAUCACCGUUCUGAUCAACUUGAAGUAUGGAGUAAGUCAAGUCCUCAGAGGAAAAGUAAAUGUGGUAGGUAAAUCGCCUUUUGUUCCUCCUUUUUUUGUGUGUGUUUAUCUUUGUUUUGUUUUUUAUUUUUCCGCCCCGCUUUACUAUAUUUACUCUAAUGAACGAUCUAAAGCCUGGAUGAAAAUCGAAAAUCAAAAACGAUAUCAUCCAAUCAGAGCCCUGACAGCCGCCAACCGAGGUAUUGGAAUCCAAAUUUUAUUAGUUGCAAAUUAUGCACUUGAAAAUGUAAUUGUUUUGUGAUAACUGUCUGAUAUUUAACACAUAUUCAUUCAUAAGAAAUUAUUUCUUGGUUAUAAAUUUACUGUAGGAACCCAUUGCCCUAGCAGAUACAAGACAUUGAUUUGAAAUGCGCCUUUAUAGGUAUAAAGAUUCGGAUUUCAAUCCUUUAAAAUUUCUUAAGUCUUCAAAGACGACGGGCCCGUACGGCGAAUCAAAAUACACAUAACGAUUAAAAACACUCAGCGAUACUGCACGGCAAAACGUCUAAUAAGUUAUUUAUUAUCCAACUGCUCUUCUUUGAUUCUGCUGAGUCUUUCUGCUCAUUUCUCGUGAGGCGGGAAAAGCAAAGCGGAUAGAGAAGCGAAGCGCGUAGCCAACUGGUUUCACAGGCUUCUUUACGGUACAAAAUAACCAACUAUCUGAAUGACCGUACCGCGAUAUUGCAGGAUAUUUGUACAGGGCGUGAAAUUAACUUUUUUUUCUGAUAGCCACUUGGCUCCUAAAUUCUUCAAAGUGGUAGCCAAUUCAAAAAAAGUUGGUCGCCAUUUUCAAAGACAAACAAAGUCUUUCUUUACGCUGUCAGCGUUCUAGAUAGACCCUCCAAAAUUAAGUUAGGGAAAAGAUCUUUAACGUGCUACAAAGUGGACACUAGGAUGGAUGAUAUACAACGUUCAGGCUCAUCUAAAUCCAAGAUGGCGUCUAGUCAUCGAUCGAGAUGCAUGUGCUAAGUUUUGGAAACAAACUAAACGAGGAAGUUUGCCGCGGGUUUAUCUUUGCAAAUCUUUUUAGUUCACUAUAUCUCUUGGUAAGGUUAUGAUGAAACGUUCUAGUCGCCAAUUUGGCGACUAACUCAGGAUUUGGUCAUAAAAGUGAAAAAUUUAGUCGCAUUGGCGCCUGUAUUAAGACGCAAUUUCACGCCCUGAAGCUUGUUCUGCCUGAGUAUGGCCAACAUAUGUGAAUAACUCUCCUUACGAUCAACUUGACGACGAUCACUAACAUGACAACAAUAGGUUCAUCCGGUUGACGAAAUUUCAGGUAAAUAGUCGUGUAAAAAUAACAAGACUGAUCUACAUUUACAGUUGUGUCAGUUGGCUGAACUUCAAGAGAUAACAGGAUUCUCAAUUCGCCGUGAAGAAGACAACAAGCGGUUAUUACAGAUCAAGCUACAAGAGGGAAAGGUAAUACUCUUUUUAUAUUAUGCAUACAUUACAUUAAUUUGUCCGUCUUUCGUUUUCUGCGCGUAUUUGUUGUGCGCGAUUGAUUCUGCGAGUCUGACUUAAAUCAAGGCUUGUAAUAUUCGUCAAAUUGUCCUACUUAUUAACUUAUUUGAGUAAUUACUUUAAUCCUUUUCAGAAAUUACAACUGAUCUGUACCACCUUGGACUGCUUGGAUAUGAUUGCAUUAAUCACUGGUUACUACAAGGUGUAUGUCGACAAUACGAGUAACACACCGUUACCAGUAGAGAACGAAGAGACUUGGCCUUUCAGCUUCCGAAAGAGCUCCCCUCGUAAAGAUGGUAGGUCUCGGAAAACUCCAGAUCUAUUUUAUGAAAUGAAGAAAACAACAAAGAAAAUUAUGCUAACGAGUAGGCAAUCAAAUGGUUAAGGCCUGUCUGCACUAGCGGACAAAACUAGAAUUGUCUCGACAAAGUCAAGGAACAAAUUUUUAUCAGGACAAACAUUUGUCUAGUCUUUUGUAUCUGCAUUGAAAAUUUCAAAGCAGUCAAAUUCCGUUAACAGCCGAAAAUAACACGUUCGAGCGCCUGAUAUUUUCUUAGACCAGCUGGCAUAGUUCGCUAAUGGAUUCAAACUCCAAUUUACAGGACUCGUCCCAAGUCGUUUCAAAGUUGUAAUAUCAAUUAUAUCAACGAGUUUCACAACAAAAGAUAAUUAUCAAAUUCGUUGGUAGUAGCUUUUACGACAAAUGAUCGACAAAUUAAACGCGGUUUUGUUUAUUUAGUUGAUUACGUCCAGUUUUCCCCGGGACGAAUUUUGUCGGCGGUGCGACAUUUUACCUUAACAAUGUAAUAGCUUUUGCAGCAUUAGUAUCAGCAUAAGCAGGAGUAGAAUCAGUAGCAGUCGACAACGAACUAUAUCUAUUGUCUAAUUAGACUUAAUGAUGAACUUUAUAGACCAGCGUUAAAAUUUUGUUGACCUGUGCAUUUUUCUAACAAAAGGCGAGCGACUUACAAGUGUAAAGUAAGAGUAAAAUCUGUACUCGAGCCCAGUGGCUCUUCCCCCCCCAGCGAUGGAUGUGAUAUUAGUGUCCAGUAUCUCAUCAGGCAUCCUUGACAACUCGCCGGUAACCAUUUUUACCCCUGAACGGAGAAAGGCACUGUGAGAGUAUAGUGAUUUGCACAAGAACACGACACAUCGACCACACCCAGAGUCCAAAGCACUAACCUCUAGGCUGCCGCGUCCAGAUUUAUAGGUGUGGACUGACAGAUAUCUCAGUUUUUCUUCCGAAUUCUUGAGCUGAUGUCAAGAAAGGUUCAUUUUAUUUCAGUGUUGCUAAUGAAUUUCUUUUUUUUAAUUCGAUUUAAUCUACAGCGCCAGACUACUACUCAAGACAUCGAGUUGUCCCUGACGUGUGGUCUUAUCCUUCCCGCUUUCAAAUCUCAAGUGCCAUCAAAAAACCACAACUAGAAAAUUCUAAGCCUUUUACUGAGUACAAAGACGCUUUCAUUGACUUUUCAAGCUCCCCGCCUAGAUAUAAAGUUAAUGAAACUGCCAUUUCAGAAGAAUCCGAACCGGAGGACAUUGUGGUAUCGGAGAGUACAAGUCAGCGACAAAACGGUAAAAUAGACAUUGACCAUGGACAAGAAUCAGCCCAGCACGAUGCUUUAAAAACGGAGAGUGUAAAUAGUGGUGAAGAAGAUCUCAUUGAUAUACACGAGGAUGACAGUGCAGGUCUAGUUCUGUUGGAUAAAGAUCCCAAACUCUUGGAACCCGUUUCUUCUAUUUUGAAAUGUUCGCCGGAUGAGGAAAGUUUUGGUGCUCUAGUAACUGAUGCAGGUAGCAAAGCCUUUGAAACGGUUUCAAUAGAUCGCAGUGAUAGUUCCGACAAAUUGCAUCAUAGUCAGAUGAAUAACUCUACUCACGAUGAAAGAUUGUUUAUAGACGUUGAAGAGGGAAAUGAGGAGAUUUCGUCUGACACUGAGGACGACAAAGCUGAUGAAAAUGAGCUAGGUCCUUACCUUGAGUCUAGUGAGCGCAGUCUUUGUCACACAGACAUUAACCAAAACGUUCUUUGUGAUUACUCCUCUACAAAAAUUCCCUCGCUAGCAAACGACAGUAACAUUGUAAGGUCUGCUUUUUCAGAGCCCGACCCUUCUUUUGCUACAGAUCCUUUACGUGACCGAAGGCAAUCACCUUCAAAGGCCUUGGACUUCGACGAAAGUAAGUUCGACAAUACAGGAAUUGAUGUGGUAGAUUUCCAUGACAAAAAAACCUCUCAGGAGUCUGUUGAGCAAGGAAGUGCAUUAUCUUUACAACGGAAUGACUUAGAUAGUGAUGAAAAUGAACGUGGCGACGGUUACGAGAGGGAAGUACAAUCUAUAGAAAGCGUUCAGAGACUUGACGAGCUAGAAUUGAAGACUGGUUUAAGUUUGAAUAGCUACGAAUUCGCAGCUGGUAACGAAGACGAUCUAUUGGAUAGCAUAGACAGUCAUCAUAUCAGUUUGGAUUUUUCUGAGGAAAGCGAGGCAGAAACAGUUUCAACAACGUCAGAUGACGGUGAAUCUCUGUGGUCCUUAUUUCCACGAUACUUUCGGCCGAGUGGACACUUGAUGCACUCGAGUAAUAAUAGUGUGGAUUUCUCUUUGGCUGAAGAAGAUCAGUAUGAAGACGGUGAAAAUUCUGAAACCGAACGAGGAGUAGCACUGCUGAGCGUCAAGGUGCUAAGUGCGAGAGAUGAGAGUUCUCCGAACAUCGGUUCAAGGGAUAAUGAAACUGUCUUUCUCGAUAACUGCGACGAAUUGUCAACAGCCUCUUCUGAGAGUCUCGAAGAAACCUAUGAAGUAAAUGCCGAAAUACACUCCGAAAGCGAAGAAGUUAGUGAGGACAGCGGUUAUGUCAAUUCCAAAGAGAACGGUAAGAGUAGCCGGGGAGAAAUUCAUAACAAAGUUGAGGAAACUUCGUCUUCUUCUCCAAACAUUUCGAGGCAUGCGUGCCGAACGAAUAUCUGCGAGAUUUCUCCUGCCAAUUUUUCCAAUGAUGCAUUGUUGGUUGCUGAGACGAGGUAUACAUUGGAUUGCGACCAAUACACUGAAGAACAAUUUCUUGAGAAUUUCAAGUCCACCGAAAUGUUAAAAGGAAGCGAAGUUCCCAGCCACUUAAGUGAUGCGUUGGUUAAACAUACUAUUGUGGGAAAUGCAGAAAUUCUCUCGAACGAAAGUUUCUCACCUAAGAACUUGGACGAUAGGGGAACUUUUGUAGAUAGGAGCUACUCUCCUUCCGACUGGAUAAUUCCAUCCCCACCCACUCCAACGCCUGAGCUCCAGGAUACUGAUAUUCCCAUUGUUUCACCCCCUCCUCUUUCCACAACGCCAGACGGAGGUCGACUAGAUGAGGAGCUGAUGUGCCUAAUUGUCCCUCUCCCUCCCACUUCGGUCGAUAUUUUGCCGAAUAUUUCGGGAAUCAAGAUUGCGUCUCCCCCACCUUUGGACUUUAGUGACAGUGAGUUGGAGCGUUUGAUGGAUGAUUAUGAUGACGUAAAAUUUCUUUCUCUAACUGAUGACCACAAACUCGCCAAGACCAACGGUUUGGUGUCAAUUGAAAACUACGAUACUAAUUUCACUGAGGACAAGAAGCUUCAGGUAAAAAAGGUCGCAGCUGAUCUUCCAAUGACUCAGAAAGAAUCACCCGCCCUUUUGAGCAGAAAGGAAAGUAUUUAUAGUCCGGCAGAAAACCUUUCCAAAUCAAAUCAAUCUCGCGCCAAGAACUUUCCUUCAACUUUCACGUCUCAUAUAUUCGAGUCACAUGUUUCACCUGAUCCGCCCUCUGCCUGUGUCCCGUCGACCUUCUUUGAUUUGAAUACCAGAUUAAAAUGUGAUAAAGAUAGUCAAAAGCAGGACGAUGUUCUCGACAAGGGCAUCGUGAAAGGUUCGGAAAAUCUUGACAUUUCCAUGAGAAAUGAUAAAAGCAUAAAAACGGAACUUGGGGCGAGCCCCGCCUCCGAUCAAAGUACUCAGAAAAUUAUCGAGCAAUGCAGAAGAUUUCCCUCAAAGCAGAAGCCUCCGGUUCCUCCUAAACCUCGAAUCUUCCGGUCCUGGUCAGUUUCGGGUGAAAAAACAGUCAGUUUACCCAAAAAUCCAACUGACGGGAAAGCUUCGUGUAAGUUAUCAACCACUGGCGCUCGGUAUCCAGGAAAUGGACGUUUGGGAUCCAUAGCCAAUUUAUCUCCAGUUAAGAGUUCUAACAUGCCAGAGGUAACGUCUACGAAAAACAUUGAUCAUUCUUUACGCCAAGUGCUUCCGAGUUGUAACCAAACAAUCAUGGUGCAUUCGCAACAGAAAUCUUCUCCUCCAACAUCAAUCGGUCAAAAAGACGAUCCAAGCAAGACUGAGAUCAACCUCCGGCGUGAAAAGCUUAUUUCGAAGAAGAGUUUGUCAUUUACUUUCACAUCGCCAUACGUGCCUGCACCGUACUCAACGUCACGGAUGCAAAAUUUAACUUUGACAACGUCUCCAACGGAGAGGCUGCAUGGACUGACACGUUGCAAAGACAACAACAACUUUUGUGCGGGAAAUUCUUAUGGAGCAUCAGAAGGAAACUGUGUAAAUGCAGUACACUUUCAUGGGCCGAUUGUGAAGCCAGCAUCGCCUCUACACAAAUCUUGUAGAAAUUCAAGACACCCUAGCAGAAAUCUAUCUGAAGAUGACCCAGAAAGCACAUUCUUAAAGCAAAGAAACGAAAGCUCAGACCAGCACCAAGUAAACCCUGAGCAUCAUGAAGAAAAGUGCAACAGUACGUUCAGCCCAUCUCCUCUCCCUGAUAGUCCUCCACCACCAUUACCGAAGUCUUCUCCCCCAGCCACAAUUCCCUCGUUCGAUCUCGAAGAUUUUGACAAUGGCGAACCCUUAAUCGAGACAUUUUGCGAUGAUGCUCUGAACUAUAGCGUUGAAUCAAACACCAGUCCGGAUCUUACAUCUCUCAAUAAAGACUUGAAAUUUAAGCUCUCUUCCGACUCAAUAGAAAAAUCAAGAUCAGGCUACUUUGAGCGACGAGAUGGUGAUAGUGCGUUAUUUGCAUCUUUAACUUCAUCUUCACUUUGUCGAGAACGACGUUCCCUGAGUGAAGAUUGGUCUGCUCACAGUAAUUCUUUCUUUUUAAACGGUCGAACGAAACGACGCAGCGUUGCUUUCGAGGAGAGUUCUCAAUUGGAUGACGAUGUGGCUAAAGAUUCCUCGCACAAAUUGGAAGAAUUUCAAAUAAAAGCUUUUCGAGCGAAGAGUUACCAUGUUUGCGAGGAAGGCCUCUCGAAGGUGAACUUUUUAAUGAAUAGGUUGGAGUUGUGUUUGAACAAAACUGCAUUGAAUGCACAAACGAACGGCGAAAACAGAAACUGGCUGUUGAACUUUCAAAAUAAUGCAAGAUUCUUAGCAUGCGAUGUCAAGGUUAUUUCAUCGAGUAUCAAACGUGGAAGCCCUCAAGUAGUGUCAGCCGUUAAAACAUCUUUAGAUUCUCUUGAAAAGGUGGUUGAGUCAUGUGAGAAUACUUACUCGAUGCUAAACGAUACAUGCGAUGGGAAUGGCCGCCAUAUCGUUGCCAUGGUCAGAGAAGUGGUGGAACAAUAUCGUGACAUUUUGUGCACUGUCAAAGCUACCUCAUUUCAACAACCCGAUAACCCGGAUGUAGAAGUUCUGGUCAUAAAGACCAAUGCUCUCACAACAUUGAUUGAUUCAGUGAUUCGAGCCCUGAGAAGGCAUUAG